UAUAAAGUCACAAACAAAGGGUACCCAUGCCUUGGACGCCUGUCUCAACAUUUCUUGCAAAGAAAAAGAAGUCUUGGAAAGAGAGAGAGAGAGAGAGAGAGAGAGAGAGAGAGAAAUGGGAAGACCACCUUGUUGUGAUAAAGUCGGUGUGAAGAAAGGGCCAUGGACUCCUGAAGAAGACAUAGUCUUGGUUACUUAUAUCCAAAACCAUGGUCCUGGGAAUUGGAGAGGCGUUCCUUCUAAUACAGGUUUGCUAAGAUGCAGCAAGAGUUGCCGGCUACGGUGGACGAACUACCUGAGGCCGGGCAUCAAACGCGGCAACUUCUCUGAUCACGAAGAGAAAAUGAUCAUCCACCUCCAAGCCCUUCUCGGCAACAGGUGGGCUGCAAUAGCUUCUUACCUACCAGAGAGAACAGACAACGACAUCAAGAAUUACUGGAACACCCAUCUGAAGAAAAAGCUCAGGAAGGUUCAAGGGCAAGACGGUCAUUUCCUGGAAGGGCUCUCACCCAGUUCCCAAUCAACCUCCAAGGGUCAGUGGGAGAGGAGGCUCCAAACAGACAUCCACACGGCCAAGCAGGCCUUGUGUGAGGCUCUAUCCCUAGACAAAUCAACCAAUAAUUUGCCUGACCUAAAACCAUCCAAUGUCAAUUACCCAGUUUGCCCUUCCACAGAUCCUGCCCAAUCAUCCACCACAUAUGCAUCCAGCACUGACAACAUAGCUAGGUUGCUUCAAAGUUGGAUGAAGAGUUCAUCCAAAUCAUCUCAAACAAGCUCAGAAAUUACCACCCAAAACUCCUUCUAUAACCCAAUGGGAAAUCUUUCUAGCCCUAGUGAAGGAACCACUGCAACCGCGGAGGGGUUUGACUCGAUUAAUUUCUGCUUCAGUUCUUCCAAUUGUGACGAGGCUCGAAAUUUCACACCCGGAAAUGCCCUUUUCCGGCAUGAAAGGAAGCCAAACUUGGACAACCAAGUCCCUCUGACAUUUCUAGAGAAUUGGCUGUUUGAUGAUGGUGCUGCACAAGUAGAAGGUGAUGAUCACCUAAUGAUGGACUUGUCUUUGGGAGAAGAUGAUCAUGGGACAUUGUUUUGAGUUUGGGGGGGUUUUGUUUUAGAUCCUGGGUAUUUUCUUUGUUAUCUUUUGAGUCUUUUUAGGGUUGAAACCGAGGCUGUCAUUGGAUCUUUUAUCUGCGGAGUGCGGACAGAGGAACUCGCGAGAGGAAAAAAGAAAACAAAUCGAUUUUAGAAGUUAAUUUUUUUUCUUAUCAAUUUGCUUUUCUUUUCCUCUCGGAUAUCGCUCCGAAAGUACAAGAUCCAAAUACAGCCUGAUAGGUUUUGUUUCUAGCUUUGAGCAGGAAAAUGUGAUCUUUCAAGUAUUGGAAUAGCAGAAAGUGUAUAUUACAACUAGUAUAUCUAUGAAUGGUGUAUUAAUAAUAAAUCUCAUGUAAUGUACUGCUUGUCCGUUCGGCUAAAUAAGUCAACUGACUUGUUUAGCGGAACGGUUAGUUAGAUUACUUUGGAACUCUGUGCAGCUCUUGCUUGGAGCUUGGUAUAAUCUGUAUGUACUAUGGUCACUUCUAUUUGCUAAAA
Rhododendron vialii is the source of this 1590-nucleotide messenger RNA. Its product is annotated as myb-related protein 306-like. The transcript is spliced from 3 exons. Lineage: Eukaryota; Viridiplantae; Streptophyta; Magnoliopsida; Ericales; Ericaceae. Gene Ontology annotation, biological process: response to auxin. The record is from RefSeq and is a predicted model, not a curated record. Bases 116 to 1093 code for a protein of 325 amino acids.